This is a messenger RNA of Fusarium subglutinans, 687 nucleotides long. RefSeq lists its product as uncharacterized. The transcript is spliced from 3 exons. The record is from RefSeq and is a predicted model, not a curated record. Lineage: Eukaryota; Fungi; Ascomycota; Sordariomycetes; Hypocreales; Nectriaceae. Bases 1 to 687 code for a protein of 228 amino acids.
AUGGAUAAAGCGCAAUUCUUUGUGUCACCGACAGGCUCCCGGAGGGUUCGGGUUUGGACAAACAUAAGCAACCCCGAGAUAUCAAACGGGGAUGUAGAAGUGCUGGGGACGCAUGGCAUGAGUCCACUGAGUACACUUGGUUACAUAGGCAGGCUAUUCGAUCUGGCUGCCCAGGCCAAUCGCCCUUUGAUAUUUAGCACCGUCUUGUGCAACCACGAAUAUGACUACGAAUUUGAAACACAACUGCUGGGAUGCUUCCCCAACUUCGCCACCCACCUUUUCGUGGUUGUUUAUGAAUGGAGCACAUGGGGACGAGGCACGGUUAUUCUCCUGAACACCACCGACAAUAGAUUCGUGACGUUCAGCUUCCACGAGUGCGUACCAGAGAAGAUGGGCGAGUUUUGGUCUAUCGAGCGACGACAAGACCGUGUCGCCAAGUUUGAGCAAUGGGCGUUUCUUGAUCUUGAUGCUACCUUCUCAGGGUGGCCAACCAUCCGGACCAAUGCGCGGCGCGAGCUCGCUCGGCGGCAUGCUUCUCUGUACUCCAGCGCCAAUGCCGUCGCUGACCUCGACAUAGCACGCAUCAUCCAUCAAGACAUGGCCAACGUCAUCGCCCUACGCCAAGACCUGUGUCUGUUCAAUGCAGCCUACGCAAAGUAUAGCCAAAUCCUGAAUGUCCCCGAAUAG